AACAUCAUGGGAGGAUCAGUGGAAGAGGUCUCCUUCACUGCACUCUGCAAAGAACAUCUAAGAUCUGCUUUCUGCAAUGCCUGUGUCAUUUCCUUUAUGGAAAUGAUCUGGGGUCUUUGUACGUUCCUCCUGCUCCUUGCUUUUUGCCCUCCAGUGCUCUGUCAGCUGGCAAGCAUAUUACAUCAGGCUUCACAAGGAGCAUUCUGAAGUGAUGGCAUCGUGGAAGGGACUCUACAGUAAUGUGGAUAUGACUGAUCUUGGGAUAAAGAAGCCGAGGGCUCAUGAGCAGAGGAGUCAGCCAGCAGGCACCAAAGGGUACCCCAAGGAAGAGAGUGUGUAUGAGCCUUUUGACCCUGCAGUCAGUUUGGAGAAGAAGCAAACAGUGCAGAUGACUGCCACAUGGUGUCCAGCCUGGAAGCCAUCUUGCACACGCAGGAUGGUUUUAGUAGCUGGUACUGCUCUACUGGCUGCAUCCAUGUUCCUAAAUGUGCUGCUGUUUGCUCUGGGAAUUGUGCACUGUAAGUGGUCUACUGGCUCUCUAGCGGCUGAUGGAAUACUAGAUUCCAAGAUAGCUGCUACUUUGGAGCAAGUGCGGGCAGAGAACAGGAAGCUCCAGGAGACAGUCCCCAGCUCCUUCUUGCUGUACAAUGAGGAUCGCAAGGUUUGUGUGACUAGGAAACAGCCCAACUCUCUCACAGAAUCUUCCUGUGACCCUGAUGUUCAGGUGCAGCAUUUUCAGUUGCUCUCCAGAGGCCUCCUUCAUCAUGUGGACUCACAACGCUGUGUGGCUGCUACUGUGGCACUAAGCACUGCACGCCUCCUUCUGCAGCCCUGCAAUGCACAGAGCCCACUCCAGAGAUGGGAAUGCCGUGAUAAUGAUCUGCUGGCCCUGGAGGGCAAGGAUCUGUAUUUCAACUCUGGCAACAAUGUGAAAAGUCUGGUGAUGUUGUACAAUCGCAAUGGCCCCUGGAGUCGCUGGCUCAUCCAUGGCACCCGCAAAAACAUCUGUAGCACUUGUCCUCCCUUUGCCAUGGACUGGACUUUCUUUCAGGGCAGCUACUACUACUUCUCACGUUCUCUGGGAACCUGGGAUGUGGCUAACCAAACAUGUGCCUUUAUGGGAUCUCACCUAGUGAUGAUCAACAGUGCAGAGGAGAAGGGACACGUUACAACCAUCAUGAAAGUUUCUUCCUGCUGGAUCGGUCUUACUGACCAGGAGCAUGACGGUGCCUGGAAGUGGGUGGAUGGGACACAUGUAGGACCUGGCAACAGCUAUUGGCAUCAAAAUGAGCCCAACGGUGGAAAUGCUGAGAAUUGUGCCCUGAUGAAAAGCAGUCAGUGGUAUGACUACCCCUGUAAAGAGAGUUAUCAUUGGAUCUGUGAGAGAGAGCUUUAGUUCAAUGGGGUGCAAUCACCAGCUUUGUCAUACUGCCCUCCACUUUCAGCAUCACCAAUCCCUUCCAGCUCACUUCAGCACCUGAAAAGCACAGAAUCUUGCAAGAUCACAUACAGAUUCCAGCUGAUCGGUACAGAUAUUUGUCCUCUGACUUCUCAGAAUGCUAAGAAAACUCAAACGCUUGCAUGCAAAAUAAGUUCUCCAGCACUCUUUAUUUCACAGAAAUAUUCUCCAUGUGCUGUCAUUCUGCUUACAGGUUCCCCCCCCCCAAUUUGAUGUGCCACACCUUAGCCUUUAUUUUAUAAGAAUAAUAUUUUAUAAAUUUCUCAACCAAGGAAUGUGUACAAUGUAAAAUCUGACUUUUUUGCGGAUCAUCAUAAUCUAUGGAAUUUGUGCUUUACAGUAGAUCUCCUCUCCAUGACACCUAAUAUAAAGCAUUAUUUUGUCAUUUGUAAAGUAUUCUGUCCAGCUAAGCAAUCUGUUAC
Molecule: messenger RNA, 1881 nt
Organism: Rhineura floridana
Lineage: Eukaryota; Metazoa; Chordata; Lepidosauria; Squamata; Rhineuridae
Product: macrophage mannose receptor 1-like
Exons: 8
Coding region: 212-1396 (394 amino acids)
Source: RefSeq, a predicted model, not a curated record